This is a messenger RNA of Ictalurus furcatus (blue catfish), 6269 nucleotides long. It is a transcript of the gene gramd4b, whose product is annotated as GRAM domain containing 4b. Gene Ontology annotation, biological process: apoptotic process; negative regulation of toll-like receptor 9 signaling pathway. The transcript has 20 exons. The record is from RefSeq and is a predicted model, not a curated record. Bases 247 to 2124 code for a protein of 625 amino acids. Lineage: Eukaryota; Metazoa; Chordata; Actinopteri; Siluriformes; Ictaluridae.
AAUUUCAUUUUCAGCUUCACUUUACUGGAACUGUGAAUAUGCAUUAAAAACGGUUAGUUGAAAAGCGUUCUUGUUGUUUUAACAGUUUGCUCACUGACAGUAUCAUUCCGCUGACCAUGGGUUACUAAGCAACAACUAACAUAUGAUUGGUCGUGUUCGGAAGAAGAUUUUGACAUCAUUAUUGCUAAUGAAAUAAAUUAAAUACAUAAAUAUUAUUUCCAUACAUUUAAUUAUCUUUGCCGCAAGAUGGCGGUCAAACGCAAUACCCAAUGCCAAAUAAAGCAAAAAAGCAUUCGCAGAGUUGCCAUCCACCAUGCUAAGAUAAAGGCGCAGAACUGUGUUCUGAAGAUGCUAAAGCGACUGGACAAGAUAAGGUUCAGAGGACCGAAGCGUGAUGAGUUCCUGGACAUCGCAGAGUCGCCCAACGCGUCGGACAGUGAAUGCAAUGACGAGCUCUUGAUAAAACCUCCAGCCUCCGUUAAAGAUGGAGAGGAUAUACGGGAUUCAGCUGGUCCAGGGUCUGUCGUCAUGGCUGCUUCUAUCCAGGACUACCAGAGGACAGAGGCAGACAGGCUCAAUGAGGUCAAGGGUCACCUUGAAAUCGCCUUAUUGGAGAAACAUUUCCUUCAGGAAGAGUUGAGGAAACUUCGAGAGGAGAUGAACAUUGAGACACUGAAGCAGGAGCUUGAGAAAGAGAGGUUGAAAAGACUUGAUCUUGAACAGAAAAUGAAUGAAAUCCUAAAGACCAGACCAGAGGACUCCCCACCCCCUCCUUCCAAAGCUCAUGGUCCUGCUGUCAAUGGAACAGGUGAAAAGCAGAAGGAGUCUGUGAGCUCGAAGCUUUGGAAGUGGCUGUAUGAGCGCUUUGGUGUGUACAUGGAGGACUUCCGCUUCCAGCCUGAAGAGAACAUGGUGGAGACGGAGGAGCCACUCAGCGCUAAAAGAUUAACUGAAAAUAUGAGACGACUCAAACGAGGGGCUAAGCCUGUCACUAACUUCAUGAGGAACCUUUCUGCCUUAUCCAGCUGGCACUCUGUCUACACAUCAGCCAUCGCCUUCAUUCUCUAUAUGUAUGCUGUGUGGCAUGGCUGGGCAAUUCCUAUGUUUCUCUUCUUGGCUAUUCUCCGUCUGUCCUUAAAUUACCUCAUAGCAAAAGGCUGGAGGAUACAGUGGAGUAUUGUGCCUGAGGUGUCUGAGCCAGUGGAGCCUCCAAAAGAAGACUUGACUGUCUCCGAGAAGUUCCAGUUAGUGCUGGAUGUGGCACAAAAAGCUCAGAACCUGUUUGGAAAGAUGUCAGAUGUUUUGGAGAAAAUCAAAAACCUGUUCAUGUGGGUGCAGCCUGAAAUCACUCAGAAGUUGUACGUUGGUCUGUGGGUGGCGUUCAUUGCUUCCGGCCUGCUGCCAUACAAACUCUUGGGCUUCAUAAUUGGCCUCUAUGCCGGAAUCAAGUUCUUCAUCAUUGACUUUAUCUUCAAGAGCUGUCCCAAACUUAGGGACAAAUAUGACACACCGUACAUUGUAUGGAAAAACCUGCCAACUGACCCACAGCUCAAAGAACGUCAAAGCGGCAACAUCAGCAGACGGCUGUCUGGCUUUGAAAAGCAGAUCCAGCCUGUGGUCGCACGUGGCAGCCUAGUAGCCGGAGUGCCAUGUGGUGUUGGGCGUGAUGAGGAGAGUGGGCGUGCCUACAGCACCAAGAGGGGUCCUUUCCAUGAAGUAUUCAACUUGUCUGAGAAUGAGCGCCCCCUACCAGUGUGCGAGCACGGGUGGCGCUGCUGCUUAAUCAACAGGGACAGGAAAAUGCCUACUGACUACAUACGAAAUGGCUACCUCUACGUGACAGAAAACCACUUAUGCUUUGAGAGCUCCAGCUCCCGUUCUACAUCCUCUAAGAAGAAUAAAGUCAUCAAACUCCAAGACAUUACAGACAUUCAGAAGUAUAAGGUUUUGUCAGUAUUGCCUGGAUCUGGAAUGGGAAUCUCAAUAGCCACACCAUCUACACAAAAGCCUCUGGUGUUUGGUGCCAUGAUUCACCGGGACGAAGCCUUUGAGGCCAUCAUCAGCCAGUACACGAAGAUCAUCGGUGCCACCCCCCCUGUCACAGUGACAAACCCGGAAACGUAGAACAUGUGGUGAAGAGUUUUGCUGGAGCUCCAGUUUAAAAAGGAGACUUCAGAGGAGCAGCUUCUUCCACUUCUCCUUCUCCUCCUCGAAGAGGUGCGGAGAUACAGAGAAAGAUUUAAAAAAAAAAAAAAAAACAAGGAAUCCAUUUCCCUUUGGGUGCCUGUGCUAUGUUUUUUAGAAAAGUGUUUUAAACAUGGCUCCUUUGUGAUGAGACGUUUGAACCAGUGUUUAUUGUGUGUCUCAUUUGGGAAUUCACUGAGUACCACUGAAAUGCUAUUAUGGAACAGGAGCUGGUUCUCCUCACAGUUUCUUGACAUAAUUCUAGUCUUAUGUGUCAUUUUUGUGUCCUGUAUAUGAGUCUGGUCACCUAACUUUUAAUCCUGGAGCUGGUUCUUCUUGCCCUUUCUGAGACUACUUCACCUGUGUUUCUCUGUGUUCUGUCAGAUAACAUUUAAUCCCCCUCUCUUUUCUUUCUUUCUUUUAAAAAAAAGAAAUUGUAUCGCUUCUGGCCUUGCACAUGGAGACACGCUGCAGUUUGUGGUGCUGAGAUAUAGGGAAUGCCAGGGCAGAAGCAUCAACUCUUAUGAAGUGUAGCUGCUGCUGCCCCCUUCAGAAGUGCUGAAACACAUAUACCAUGGCCUUUUGCUUUAAACCUCUAUGCUGCAAGCUUAGCUUUUACUUAGAAUUUAUGCUGGAAACUACCGAAAAUCACAAACAACCCCCCUUUUCAAAAUUACAAUCCACACCACUUCCAACUACAACAUGGGAAUAUUUUGUGACAAAUCAGAAUUUUGAUUAUUAUUAAAUGUGAUAAAACAGACAUUUCACAGUGGAACAGUAAGCAACCAGAAUGGUUACUUAUCUUGGCUGCGCUGCAGCUAUAGGCCACACAAUUAUAACAAUCAUAAAUUCAAAUUUAAAUACAGUUCUUCAUGUAUAGAACAAGGAAAUGUGAGAUCUGAGGGCAUCAUUAUGGAAUUUAUUCUUCACUAAGAGGCCACGGAGGAAAAAUAAUUGCAGCAGGAAGGUUGAGGUGGGAUUUUGAUAUGGUGUGGAUUGGUUAAAUUAGAAACAUGUCUGUUCCAUGAAAUGGGCGAGCAAAAACUGAAUCACUUUGAUGGUGAAUUGGGCUUGAAAUCACACUAUAACCUGAUUUCAUUUCACUGCGUGGAGUACAGAGCUGUACGGGGAUGAGAUUUCCUUGCUAUAACAUUGCAUGUGCCAACGUUGUCUCCUCCCAACAGUCUCUCAAUACAUACGUUUCUUUUAUCCUGAAAAACGUUCACUCUUAUAAAUAUACCAAUAUAUAAGGAGUUCAGCUAGCUUACUGUUGUAAAAAUGUGUGUGCCACAUGGUGUAAACUGAUCUCUAUUCCUGUAGUCACUGUGGGAAUAUGUUUGUAUUUGUCCCCACUGUACUGUCUCUGUCCCCGUUCCCAUGCAGCUCUCUAGAGUGUAACUGAUGCACCUUAAUGGUAGUGCACUCUCGUGCUCAUCUUCCGAUAGGGUUAGGAAUGAUAGGGUUAACCUUUCUAAGUAAUCAGUGUUUGCUCUGAAUCACACAUUUUUAUUCAUUGUAAAAGCUCAUACAAUAAGCACAAGUGCACCAUAAAGUCUUAUGAACUGAAUGUGUAGGAGGCGUGAAGGGAUGUGCUGCUCGAGCAUUUUCCUGUUUGCUGUGUAUAUAAUUCUUACCAAACUUGAACUAUUGCGUGCCCCAUGCUGCAGCUAUGCUUCCAUUAACCAACCUAAACCCUUUGCACAAACAAAUGAACUUUUCAUCUACAGUAAAUGUAUAGGCCAUAUAAAGGAAUACACCUCAAAUACUCAACCUAAUAUCUACACAUCGUGUCUGUGCUGUGUGUGCGUGCGAAUUUUCAGAGACAAAAAUGUCAACAUAUUUGUAUGAAAUCCUGAUGAAUUGAAACAUUUUAUAAUGGUUGUCUAAGGGCAGUCAUUAAAUUCUGUCAGCAAAUUUUUUAAAUUCAUGACUAUACCAUUACUAGCAUUAUACUAGCAAUGGUAUUUAUUCAGUUGAUAUCGUCAUAAAGCAGAUUUACAGAAAUACAGUUCAUGUUAAAAGGAAGUUCUGUGCGAUCAUAGUGUGAAUAAGAUAUCUGAGAUGAGCACAAAACUCAAGUUCUUUAUGAUUACUGCAGCAGUUCUUGGGUACAAAUCUACAGUUUCCAUAUGAGAUUAUUCCCUGAAGCAAAGUUGAAUCUUGGGUAUAAACUGUUUUUUUGCAGAUUUUAGAAUGAUGCAGACUUAAAAAACAAAACAAAAAAAACAUCUUAUCAAGUCUUUUCGAGUUCGAGAUUUAUCCAACUUUUGAACAGUGUAGCAGUACACUAAAAUCUAUUUGUUUACAUUCUCGGGUGAAGCACCAUGAUUUUCUAUAAGCUACACCUAUUAUAGUAUUAUCGCUUUACCACAGAUUAUUCCAUCUGAAAAAAUAGUUCCAUGUCAAGUGUGAAAAAUACAGGUUUAAUUUAACAAAAAAAAAUAUCUUUGAAUAGAAUUUGUUAGUGUGAUACAGAAAUAUGAGUUUAGCAUAAACAUUUACUGACUGCCCUUAGACUUCUAUUAUAUGUGAUUUUCAAGUAGUUUUGUUUUCCAUCCUUUACACGGUACAGAGAAAUAAAUGUGCUGAAAUUCUUGUCUAUAGUAGUUGCCCAAAUGUUGCCACAGACGCAGUAAAACAUUUAUUUAAACUUUUUUUUAACAUUAUUAAACUUAUGAUAUUAUUUUUAUAAUUUAUGCAUCCCAAUGUAUUUAACUGUAGCCUCUUCACAAUGGAGUAGGUCUCUCCUACUGCAGUUUCAGUAUGGCUUUCAGAAAAACCUUCUUCAUGCUUUUCUGGGAGACCUCAUUUCUGUAGUCCUUUUCCUUACUACUUGCUAAACCACAUGCCUUUUUUUCCUUUUAUUAAGAAACAAAUUUGUUAUGCCAGCCUGUUAAGGAAAAAAAAAAACUCUCCAUGCUGAUAUCACCUACUAAAGCCUAUGUACUCGACUAGCCACAUGACCCUGUGCAAACCAGCACUUUAUACAAGUAGCAUUGGUGUGUGUGGGUGUGUUGUUUCUGUUCCUACUUCUAUGGCACAUUAGUCUCAUUAAUUAACUUUCUGUGUCUCACUUUGUGCUUUUACUUCUUUUCCUUGCUGUCUUGUUGAAUGGAGUCACCACUGAUUUAACUCUAAAUGUUCAGCGCUGUAACUAAAAGUUUAGGGUUCUUAUAGAGUGUAGAGGCAAUCAGCUAAUACAUCAUUGAAUCGUUUACAGUUUUCAGUUGAGGUUUGAAGCUCUCAGUAAUUAAUGUAGCUUGCAAUUAAUCAUCGGAAUCAUAAGACCUCAGCGAAGAUAGCCAGAUGGCACACUGGAGAAGAAGCACAGAAUUUACUGGAAACAAUUUGCCAAAUAUUAUGUCUGUAUUACUGUUUGUGGUUUGCUAUGCCCUUUACCUGCUCUGUUUACAGGGUUAAAUAGUUGUCUUGGCCUAGUUUGAUCCCUAGAGAGAUUUAGGGGCAUGAGAAUGGGCCCCACUGUUUUUGUGGUAAGUGUCUGUGGUAUUGAAAGGUGCUGAGGGUUUAAAUUGAUUAUUAAAAAUGGGCUGAUACAUUGAUGAGGUUUGGAUUUUGAUUGGUAGGGUUUCUUCUGUCUUCAUCAUUUAGCUCACUCAAGGUGUACAUGUAGGAAAGCUGAUAUUAGGGACCUUCACUUUCACCCUUUUUGAUGUUUUGUUGGACAUUUUAAAAGUUGUUUUGUUUGAUUUGGUUGUCUGUGUUUAUAUGGUUAGCCAAAGACUAACAGUGUUUUUUUUUGUUUGUUUUUUUAAAAUAUGACUUUUUAGUGGAACCAGUUAAGAAAACCAUGUAUAGAACACAAUAAAUCAUUAACCUCAGACCAAUUCAUUGAUGCCGUUUUAAAAACUCGUUGCGCAUGCUGUUAAAUAUUCAUCAUGAUUAUUUUCUUUGAUUUGGAUACUGAGUUUUCAAUGAGUCAGUAAGCUGUAGAGCUGCCCUGUGAUCAAUGAAAGACGAUUUCACACACACAAAAAAUUCAUGUUAAACAAGCCUCUGAACAGUUUUUAAAGUCUAAUAUAAAUGUGUUGUACCUUUUUUCUAUUUAAGUAAAAUAAUUUAACAUA